GGGUUCGUAUCGCGCGAGGAACUCGGGCGCGCGACGUGGCUUCUCCUGCACACGAUCGCCGCGGAGUACCCGGACGAGCCCACGCGCGCGCAGAGGAGGGACGCGCGCGAAUUCCUUCGAACGAUGACGAGCCUCUACCCGUGCGAGCGAUGCGGCGCGGAGUUCGCGGACAUCACGCGACGCGACGCCCCGGACGUGAGCUCCGGGGACGCGCUCAGGGCGUGGACGUGCCGCGCGCACAACGAGGUCAACGCGAAACUCGGGAAGCCCGCGUUCGCGUGCGAGCGAUUCCACGAGCGAUGGCGCGGCGUGCGAUGCGAC
Molecule: messenger RNA, 321 nt
Organism: Micromonas pusilla CCMP1545
Lineage: Eukaryota; Viridiplantae; Chlorophyta; Mamiellophyceae; Mamiellales; Mamiellaceae
Exons: 1
Cellular component (GO): mitochondrion
Molecular function (GO): flavin-dependent sulfhydryl oxidase activity; flavin adenine dinucleotide binding
Source: RefSeq, a predicted model, not a curated record